CGAACCGGGGACCUUCCGCGCGGGAGACGAAAAUAGUUGAGCUUAACUUCCCUUAACUUUUCCCAUUCAUUCUCUAUGGUAGUGCUUAACACUACGGAUGCAAUAUAUUUUUGACCACAGGUAGAUUUCAUGGCGCUGUUUCGCCUUUUCCGUGGCGGGACAUUUAAAUAGCGAGGUGUCAUCUGUCAGUCAUUCGCUGCAGCGGAAGAUAGGAGACGCGCGAUUUACAUAUUAAUUACAAAAAGGUUCGUAUUGUGUUAUUCUGCACAACACCUACUUACAGAAAAAUUACGCGACUUUAUUUAACUAAAUCACUACGUGUCUGUCCUAUUGUUUUUCUCAAGAAGUCUUAACAUUUUACCACAGGUUUUACGCUUUUACGUCACGUCUGUUUUACCUCAGUGAUCAGCGCAAUAAGCUUACAAACCUAAAAGGUCAUCAGCAUGAAGAAGACUGUCUUUUUUCCCGGGAGAGUCACCGUGUCCUUCAGGAAAGGCCCUUCAGGCCAUUUACGACAGGACCCAUCUGAAGAGGCAAAAAUAAUUAAAGAUAACCCUUCUUUGCAGGACAAGUCAGCACCUCAAAGAGAAGAUCUGGUCAAGACCAAUGCCCGUUCUGUUGUUUUACACAGAGGAGGGGAUGUCUCUGACAAGCAAGAGGUGUUAGGAGAAUAUGUUCUUCAGUUUGGCAAGUACAAGGGCAAGUCCUUCAGGUGGUUAUUGGAGAAUGAUGUUGGCUACGCUUUGUACCUGUCCAGUAAGGUUGAGGAGGAAGAACAGGCUGGGCAGUUCAACCCAGAAGGUCCUUGCAAGGAUAGCCUCAUUUCCUUUCUUGAAUACUCAAGAAGCUUCAAGGAAAUUGAGGAUCUUAAACAGUAUCUGUCUCAAAGGCCAGAUCCAGUGCCAGUCUUGUCAGAGCAUGACAAUAUUGUUGGAUUUGGAACAAGAGCACAUGAUACUUGGAGAAAAAUUUGGGAUACCAGGGCUGAUGGAUAUGCUUCCUUUAUAAUGAGGCAGAAAUGUGUUCCAGGUAGUAAAAUGUAUCUGUUGCAGCAGUAUCUUUUAAAGCAGCAGCAAAACCAACUGCCCAAAAACCCUCCUCUGUUGCCCUCACCAUCAUCUUCCACUGCAAGGCCUCUGGUUCCUUCAAGUACUGUCUCUGAUCAUCCAGUAAUGGAGGAGGAUGAGGAACUGGAGAAGAUGAUGUUGAGUCUUUCUCCAACAAAAUAUCUCACACAGCCGAGAUCGUCUGCAGCACCUGGAUCCACAGUCUUGUCUAAAAGAGGUUAUUUUCCACAUCAGUUUUGGGGGAUUAUUCUGUUAUAGACAGAUUUAUCCUCCAUUUCUGAUUUUGAAUGAUUUUGUUUGUUGUUUUGGCAGUGUUCUUGCCUGUUCUAAAACACAUUCUUUUGUUCUACUAACUACUUUUAAGGGAUAAACAUACCAGUGACGAGGGUGAGUGCACUUCAUGAAUUGUAUGCAUGCAUGCUAUUUAAUUGAAUUUGUUGUCUUUAAGUAAAAAUUCUACUUAUAUUAUAACAGUUAAAUCUGAACAUUGUUAGAAUUUUCAAACUAGAAUCUUUAAAUAAAUUAUGAUUGUAGUGACUGUUUUACCAGUUUUGACCAUUUUAUUUUAAACAAAAUAGACAAGACAGUGAAAACAUGUUAGAAAAAAAAAAAAAAUUUAAAAAAAAAAAUUCGCGUGUGAGGCGAACGUGAUAACCACUACACUACGGAAACCUGGAUGGACAUACGGUCCCGACUGAGCUGGUUUGAGUUUUUGCAUUUGUUAUGAUAUGUCUCCAUCUAGUGGUGGCUGAUAGAAAGUAUAAUCAUUAAAUAAGUGUCUGUGCACCACUAGAUGUCGCUCAAGACGUGUCUCCAAAAAGACAGUCACAUUAAAAAUGUCUUAACAUCAGUGUAUUUACACACAAAAUGUCAAAGCAAGUGUCAUUAUUUUUAAAGAAACAUAGCAUAAGCACAUGUUUAAAGUAAACUAUUUCACACAAAGCAGAUUGUUAGGAUUGAAAUAAUCACUCUACUAUAUUCAAAAACUGCAGCACACUGUCAGGUUAAAUAUGCCCCUCUUACAGCUUUUUAUGUCCAGUCAGCCCUAAUAUAAUAAGGUAUAAAUGUUUCUAGGGAGAUGCUUUUGUCUUUGCCCAUGAAACAAAGCAGUCAGCAGUGGAGAGAGCCAGCACAUCUGCGUUCAGAUGGAGAGUUUGGGUCUCUUGACCCCCCUGAAUCAAAACCACAUUCCUUUCAUGAGCUGGUCUCGCUCCGACUCCAGCCCUCCGCUCAGGGUGGCUCCUGCCUCUCAGACCGACCGCGUGUCUAAUAUACUGCAGCCGCAGGCUUUCUCUAACGCUCAAAGAGAUGUUCUCCUCCUCUUCCUGGCUUUCUAUUUUGAUUCAUACAUACCAGAAAAACUCAGACUGGUUUUUACCUCAAACUCUCUGACUACUAGGCCAUCUGGGACCUUGAUGAGUUCUUAACAAACGUUGCAUGUAAAUUUGCAUUGUUUGCAAAGAUUUUUCCCCCCAUGAUGCAUGUCAGAAAGCAUUUCACACAGGUUUGAUAGUUCAUUUUUAUUUAUGGUACCACCAGAGUUAUUUUAGUUACUUGAAAUAAAAUCAAGGCAACAUUUUACAUUUUUAUUUAGUUUAACUUGAUGGCUAAAAUAACUAAA
Megalobrama amblycephala (Wuchang bream) is the source of this 2688-nucleotide messenger RNA. RefSeq lists its product as uncharacterized. The record is from RefSeq and is a predicted model, not a curated record. NCBI's taxonomy places the organism in Eukaryota, Metazoa, Chordata, Actinopteri, Cypriniformes, Xenocyprididae. The transcript is spliced from 4 exons. The coding region runs from base 444 to 1325 and encodes 293 amino acids.